AUGGCACACUUUGUUAUUCACAAACGUUUUAUUAUCAUUUUAGUGUAUUUUCUCCAGUGUAGUCUGACAGAACAGAGUCCGGUUAACUACUUCUACCAGGAUAUCGAACGUAAAAACAUCGUCAAACGUGGACUACUUUCUCAGUUUGUUGACACCAUUUGGCAUAUAAUAUAUAACUUCACCGGAGCCUCGUUUAAAGCAACACGCUCCACUCCUUCUGCAGGGUCUGUCAGAACGAAUCCGCCGCCACCUACCGACAAUACGGGUGUCUGUGGCGACAAUGAAUCGUGUUCAUCAUGGCAAUUUAACGGCUUCUGUGAAAACGCAUUCUAUGCGCUCGAAUUCAGAAAAAGAUGGUGUGGAGUUUAUUGCGGGCUAUGUACAGGAUAUUGA
Cylicocyclus nassatus is the source of this 393-nucleotide messenger RNA. Lineage: Eukaryota; Metazoa; Nematoda; Chromadorea; Rhabditida; Strongylidae. The record is from the annotation of a GenBank genome assembly.